Lathyrus sativus (Indian pea) is the source of this 2619-nucleotide messenger RNA. The record is from the annotation of a GenBank genome assembly. Lineage: Eukaryota; Viridiplantae; Streptophyta; Magnoliopsida; Fabales; Fabaceae.
AUGCUUCAGCACAGUUUCAAGACAUGGGCUUCCAUCAUUAGGAGCUUAUGCGUGGAUUCCAGGCACAACGCCUUGUCCCUUUUCCAUCAUUGCUUGAAGGAUUCUGCAGCUUUUAAGCCAGAUCACCAAGUCCUUGCUGCAAUUCUCAAGUCUUGUUCAGCCCUUUUGGCUGCCAACUUGGGAAAAUGUCUGCAUGGUUAUGUUGUUAAACAAGGUCAUGUUUCUUGCCAUGUUACUGGUAAAGCAUUGCUUAACUUGUAUGCCAAAUGUGGUAUGCUUGAUGAUUGUCACAGGUUGUUUGAUCAGCUUAGUCAUUGUGAUCCUGUCAUUUGGAACAUUGUUUUGUUUGGGUUUUCAGGGUCUGGUAAACAUGAUGCUGAUGUGAUGAGAGUGUUUAGGACAAUGCAUAUGAGUGGAAAGGCUAUGCCCAAUUCUGUUACCGUUGCUACUCUUCUUCCUGUGUGUGCUCGUUCGGGUAAUCUGAAUGCUGGAAAGAGUGUGCAUGGUUAUGUUAUCAAAUCUGGUUUUGAAGAGGAUGCAUUUGCUGGUAAUGCUCUAAUGUCAAUGUAUGCGAAGUGUGGACUCGUGUCUUGUGAUGCAUAUGCUGUCUUUGAUAGUAUUAUUCACAAAGAUGUUGUUUCUUGGAAUGCGAUGAUCGCAGGCCUUGCUGAGAAUGGGUUGUUAGAAGAAGCAUUCUCGUUGUUCAGGUCGAUGGUGAAAGGACCUAUACAGCCAAACUAUGCAACCAUAGCCACUAUUCUGCCAGUUUGUGCUUCAUUUGAUGACACUGUUGCGUACUGUUGUGGAAGGCAAAUCCAUUCUUAUGUGCUGCAGUGGCCUGAAUUGUUUGGUGAUGUUUUUGUAUGUAAUGCUUUGAUGAGCUUCUACUUAAAAAUUGGACGGACGAAAGAAGCCGAGUCUUUGUUUUGGGCAAUGAAUGCAAGGGAUUUAGUCUCUUGGAAUGCAAUUAUUGCAGGAUAUGCAUCAAAUGGUGAAUGGUUAAAAGCGUUGUAUCUAUUUGGUAAUUUAGCGUCUCAAGAGGCAUUAUUAUUGGAUUCUGUGACCAUGGUCAGCAUACUUCCAGCAUGUGCACAAUUGGAAAACAUGCUGGUGGGGAAACAAGUCCAUGCGUAUAUUUUCAGACACCCUUUUCUUUUUGAAGAUGCUUCUGUUGGAAAUGCUCUAGUUAGUUUCUAUGCAAAAUGUGGCUAUAUAGAAGAAGCAUAUCACGUGUUUUCUAUGAUAUCUAGGAAAGAUUUGAUUUCAUGGAAUUCUAUUUUGGAUGCCUUUGGAGAGAAGAGGCAUCAUUCAAGAUUUAUCAGUUUGUUACAUUUGAUGCUUAAAAUAGGAAUUAGACCCGACUACGUUACAAUAUUAACUAUAAUCCGUUUUUGUGCUUCUCUUUUGAGAGUUGAAAAGGUGAAAGAAAUACACGGCUAUUCAAUUAGGACUGAAUCUUUAUUUAGUGCUACUGCGCCAACGGUUGGGAAUGCAAUACUUGAUGCAUAUUCCAAAUGUGGUAACAUUGAGUAUGCAAAUAAAAUAUUUCAGAAUCUAUCAGAAAAAAGGAAUCUGGUCACAUGCAAUUCAUUGAUAUCAGGUUAUGUGGGUUUAGGAUCACAUCAUAAUGCAAAUAUGAUAUUUCGUGGGAUGCAAGAGACAGACCUUACCACCUGGAAUCUAAUGGUUAGAGUAUAUGCUGAAAAUGAUUGUCCUGAGCAAGCACUUGAAUUGUUCUUAAAGUUACAAAUUCUAGGGAUGAAGCCUGAUGUGGUGACUAUCAUGAGCCUCCUCCCAGUAUGCACACAAAUGGCAUCAGUUCACUUAAUAAGCCAGUGUCACGGUUACAUUAUUCGGUCAAGUUUUGAGGAUCUUCAUCUUAAAGGAACUCUCUUAGAUGCUUAUGCAAAAUGUGGCAUCAUAGGCUCUGCAUAUAAAAUAUUUCAAUCAAGUGCUGAUAAGGAUCUGGUUAUGUUUACUUCUAUGAUUGGUGGGUAUGCUAUGCAUGGAAUGAGUGAUGACGCGCUUAAAAUUUUUUCUCAUAUGCUAAAUUUGGGAAUCAAGCCAGAUCAUGUUAUUUUUACUUCAAUAUUAUCUGCUUGCAGUCAUGCCGGCCGCAUAGAUGAAGGACUGAAGAUAUUUGACUCCAUAGAGAAAAUCCAUGCUAUGAAACCAACUAUGGAACAGUGUGCUUGUGUGGUGGAUCUACUAGCACGAGGUGGCCGCAUCAGUGAUGCAUAUUCUUUUGUGACCAAGAUGCCAACUGAAGCUAAUGCAAAUAUUUGGGGGACAUUGCUUGGGGCCUGUAAAACCUAUCAUGAGGUCGAAUUGGGUCGUAUUGUUGCUGACAAACUCUUCAAAAUUGAAGAUAAUGAUAUUGGAAACUAUAUUCUAAUGUCAAAUUUGUACGCAGCAGAAGCUAGAUGGGAUGGGGUAAUGGAGGUCAGAAAGAUGAUGAGGAACAAAGAUUUGAAAAAACCAGCAGGAUGCAGCUGGAUCGAAGUUGAGAGGACAAAUAACAUAUUUGUGGCUGGAGAUUGUUCCCAUCCACAAAGAAGCUUGAUUUAUAGUACACUGUAUGCAUUGGAUCAACAAUUAAAACAACCGGUGGAAUUUUAG